Schistosoma mattheei is the source of this 643-nucleotide messenger RNA. The record is from the annotation of a GenBank genome assembly. Lineage: Eukaryota; Metazoa; Platyhelminthes; Trematoda; Strigeidida; Schistosomatidae.
AUUCAAAUGACAAUCGCGUAAAGUUAGGCGAAUGCAUAAUAUAUGAAAGGAUCGAUCAGCGUCUUGAUAGCGAUUUCAAGGUUACAACCCGUCUUUAAACUGAAAAUGUUUACCGUUGACAAAACGAUAUUGUAUGAUUUUGAUGAAAGCGUGAUUGUACAAUACUUUCAAACUGUAAGUUUGUUGCGAAGAAAAAUGAAGUAUGAUUUGAGUUUGCAAAUUAAUAAAGAUGUUUUCGAAAUGAAGCAUAAGGGUUGUUUUCAAAUGCAACUGUUUCUACAGAAAAUGUUCAUUAGAACAAAUGGUGUUACUGGUAAUAUAAUGACUGUUUGGCCAGCUUUGAUGAAUUUAACUAAAGUGACUGCAAUCUAGAAAUAUUCUUAGAAAUAUUGUUUAGUUAUAUUGGGAAAAGUUGUUGAGACAAGCGAGACAAUAAUCACAAAACCUAAAUGUGGCAAGGGAUGGAGUGUGAAGGAGGAUUGGGUAAGUGUCUGUAAGUUUCUAGAACAUGGGAUGAAAUACUAUUUAAAAGUCACUUCAAAAAGUGAAAAUCCAGAUAUUAAUUACUGUUAUGGAGAGCCAAUCAGAGGUAGCCUAAUGAUAAAGUCAACCGAUGGCAAUCAGAAGUGACCUAAAAGACGAG